Messenger RNA from Lytechinus variegatus (green sea urchin), 2427 nucleotides. Its product is annotated as protein CROWDED NUCLEI 3-like. The coding region runs from base 19 to 2400 and encodes 793 amino acids. The record is from RefSeq and is a predicted model, not a curated record. The transcript has 13 exons. Gene Ontology annotation, cellular component: nucleus; spindle pole; cytoplasm. Gene Ontology annotation, biological process: protein phosphorylation; regulation of cytokinesis; mitotic cell cycle. NCBI's taxonomy places the organism in Eukaryota, Metazoa, Echinodermata, Echinoidea, Temnopleuroida, Toxopneustidae. Gene Ontology annotation, molecular function: protein serine/threonine kinase activity; ATP binding.
GGGGAGAAGGAAGACCUGAUGAAACAAAUAGAACAGAUGAAUUCGGAUACUGGUCUUACUCACCAAGGCAACCCAGUUAGCAAUGAAGAACUUGUAGAUCUCAAGAGAGUCCUUUGCGAGGUCCGUUACCUCCUUGGGUUGUCCCAGAACACUCCGCCAGAGGAGACGGUUGAUCGACUCCAAGACGAAUGGCGCAAGCGCGAGGAAAUCCGUCGGAAAUAUGAGGACCAAGACCCAAUCAAAGUGGAUAAGGGCAUGCAAGUAGACAUUGAUGUUGCAGACCAAGGUGAUGCUGCAAACCAACUGCAGGUACUUCUAUCUGAAGUCAAAUCCAUCACCGGGCUCUCCAAGGACCUGUCGCCAAAAGAUUCGGCCGAGGAAUUCCGCAAGGCGUGGGACCUCAAGGAAAAGUCCUAUAAGAACUUGAUGGAAAGAGAGAAGAAGAAAGAGACCAAGAGACUUGACGCGGCCACCAAGAAGAACAAGGAACAAAUCAGGAAACUCCUUUCUGAAGUGCGCACCAUGACCGGUCUUCCAGAGGAAACCGUGGCGGAAGAUUCGAUCGAUAGACUCCAACAGGCUUGGCAGAAGCAGGAGUCCCGCUGCCUCAAGGCGCUAGAAUUCGAGGAGAAAAACAAUGAACUUCAGGCGAAAAUCAAGUUUUUGACAGAAUCCAUUGAAACCCUAACACACGUCGACCAGGGUCAACUGUCAUCUGAAGAACUUAUCGAGGAGCUUCAGAAUAGGGAUGUCAAACAGUCACUCAAGAUCGGUAGUCUCGUUGCCGAAGUCGAAGCACUUGAAGAUUACAAAAAGACCCCCAAGAAGGACAAGAUUGAAAAAUUCCGGAAAACCUGCAUGGCUAUAGCCAAGGAGGUACAUAUCAAACACAAGGACAAAACCAAAGUCCCCGAAUACCUUACUCUCUUCCGCAAAGAACUGACCAGGCAAGCAGAACUUGUAACCUCAUUGGAGAAGAAAGUCGCCAAGAAGACUGACCAGAUUGAAGAACUGUUGGCCUCUCUGGAGGAGAUGGGUGAUGAACUGGACAAACCCUCCUCGGGUUCCAAAAAUAAGAAGAAAAAGAAGAAGUUCUUCAGAAAGGUCAUCAACAAGAUUGCCCGCAAACAGACAUCAGACGAAAAGGUUCAAAUGAUCGCAGACCAGGCUAAUACAAUCAAAUCCUUGAAGAAAAGCCAAAAGAACUUCUGGGAUUAUCGGGAAGAAAAUAGCGACCUCCAAGACAAGAUUUCAAGUCUAAAGAAGCAAAUCGAAUGCCAGGACAACACCAUCGUUGAGCUUAAUUACAGUAUCAAGCAGGAGAGGGAUAUCGUCGAACACCUCCAUGAUUGCAUUCGUUUUUUUGAGGAACGAAAACAGUUGAGCCCAGUUGACGUACCCCGGCAUCACGAUCGGACGAUGUCGGAUAUCCUCGUCGUCGCGCAGUUCAGAGGCCGCUUUCAGAACUUUGAGACCCUCGACCGCGAGAAAGACCUGAAACCAUUCGAUGAGAACAGAAUUGACCAGGACCGCUAUCCCUUGAAGUACCUCGCGGGCGGAACCUACGGGGAGAUCACCAUCGCGAGGUUGGCCUCCAAUGAUAAGUGUGUCGUGGUGAAACGACCAAUAGUGCCUAGCUUCCUCUCGGCCGCAUUCAGAGACGACGAAAUGAAGGCGAACCUCCUCUGUACUCUCAAAGAAGCAAUGAUCUGCGAGUACUUUGAAAGGAGUGAGUUCUUUCCUACUCUUCACGGCAUUAUGACCAUAGACAACCAGACCUGCCUUGUCCUUGAUUUCAUCGGGGACCACGACAAGGGGGUAGACCGUACACUCUUCAAUUUCAUCAAACAGAAAGACAGGGAGCUGCCUUUGAUUAGGAAGAAAGACGUGACAACUAUCGCCCGUGACAUCGUGGAAGCCGUAGAGGCCUUACAUGAGCGGAGACUCCUCCAUAAUGACAUCAAGGCUAACAAUGUCAUGAUGGAGCAGCGUAACUCGAAAUGGCGUGCCAUUCUGAUUGAUUUCGGCCAGGCCAGCACCAUAUACUUUCCAUUAAGGAAAGAUUAUUCCGAGACAACCAGACAACUUUAUGACGACGGGCAAAUCCAUCAACAUCUUGCCCCCGAAAUUGUGAUGAGAGGGCGCCCUUCGUCGUACGUCAGUGACAUCUUUUCCAUGGGCCGGUUGUUUCGUAUGAUGGGGCGAGACUGCGGUAUUCCUCCCCUCGAGGCGUUGGGUGAUCAUUGCUGCCGGGACAAUCAGGCUUAUCGACCCCAGACUGCCACUGAGAUCUUGCCAAUGAUUGAUGCUAUCACUUUUCAAUACCUCGCAACAAUGCGUCCAAAACACAAGUUUCCAUACGAGGGGAAUGAACAAGUUCCUUCCCUUCCAACACCUUAGCCUCACCAGAAAGUACUCCUGCAAACA